AUGAUAAGAGGUAUGAUGGAAAAUCAUCUUAAAAUACCCUAGAAUCUUCCAAAGCCCUUGAUAAAUUUUGCUCUUGGAGAUCCGUUAAAGGUAAACGGAUUCGAACCUCCUAAAAUAAUUGCAGAGAAGCUAGUUUAAAUAGUGAUGGAAUAAAAGAAUAAUGGUUAUACCUCUGCAGCUGGGUCAUAAGAAGCUAGAUAAUCUGUUGUAGAUCAUUUUUCAACUCCUGAUCACCCUUUUAAAUGGGAAGAUGUUAUAAUGACAUUUGGGGCUGCUGGUGGGCUAUAUAAUUCAAUAUCAGCGCUUUGCGAAAAAGGCGAUAAUUUAUUAGUGCCAAGGCCUGGAUACCCAUUAUGCUUUCCUAUCAGUUAGAAUUUAGGUGUUGAACUCAGACACUAUGAUCUCCUACCUGAAAAGAAUUGGGAAAUUGAUCUUGUGCAUCUAAAGUCUUUGGUAAAUGAAAAAACGAGAGCUAUCUUGGUGAAUAAUCCAUCGAAUCCCUGCGGAACCUGCUUUACAAAACAGCACUGUUUAGAUAUUAUUAGCAUGGCUAAUGAGCUUUAGUUGCCUAUUAUCUCUGAUGAGGUAUACUAUGGUAUUACAUAUGAAGAGGGAGUUGAGUUUACAUCCUUGGGGGUUUUAACUAAAGAAGUGCCCAUUAUCUGUUUGAAUUCAAUCUCUAAAAUGUAUUAUUUACCAGGAUACAGGUGUGGUUGGAUGAUCUUCUAUAAUCAUUAGGGAUAUUUCGAUAAAGUAAUCAAUAACUUAUGCAAUCAUGCCGCCAUACAAUUUCAUCCAGAUAGUACUGUUUAAAAAGUUCUGCCAGUCAUAUUUAAAGAGACUGACGACAGUCACUUCGCAACUAUGAAGCUUAAAUUAAAGCAAUCUGCUGACUAUGCAUUUACACAAGUAUCUAAGAUAAAAGGACUUAAUCCAAUUAAACCUUCUGCUGCUAUGUAUAUGAUGAUAAAUAUUAGAAUAGAGUAGUUUAAUGGCAUUGAAGAUGAUGUUGAUUUUGCCAAAAAGCUAUUACAUGAACAAGGAGCACUUGUUAUGCCUGCUCAUUGCUUCUUUUAUAAUAACGGAUUCAGAUUAGUAUUAUGCUAAUCUCUCUCAAAUAUAAAAGAAUUCUGCUUAAGAUUAGAAGAGUUCUGCUAAAAUCAUUACAAGAGAGAAUGA
Stylonychia lemnae is the source of this 1179-nucleotide messenger RNA. Lineage: Eukaryota; Ciliophora; Spirotrichea; Sporadotrichida; Oxytrichidae. The record is from the annotation of a GenBank genome assembly.